This is a messenger RNA of Podospora pseudocomata, 6789 nucleotides long. RefSeq names its product polyketide beta-ketoacyl-synthase (gene pks1). Gene Ontology annotation, biological process: fatty acid biosynthetic process; secondary metabolite biosynthetic process. Gene Ontology annotation, molecular function: fatty acid synthase activity; 3-oxoacyl-[acyl-carrier-protein] synthase activity. The transcript is spliced from 5 exons. The coding region runs from base 134 to 6496 and encodes 2120 amino acids. The record is from RefSeq and is a predicted model, not a curated record. NCBI's taxonomy places the organism in Eukaryota, Fungi, Ascomycota, Sordariomycetes, Sordariales, Podosporaceae.
CAACUGCAUUCAAGAAGGGAGCAUCUCUUUGGCCUUUUGCACUUGUUAUUUCAACAUAGUCUGAAAAGUAUCUCGAGUUGUUCACACAGCUGCCCUACCAACUUCGACAAUCACCCAUACCAUCUACCUUAACAUGGCCGACGUACUGCUCUUCCCCGGCCAGGGAUCGACCUCACACUUUUCAGACCACGAGACUAUCCAUCAAAUCCUGGACCAGCUUGGACAAGAGCAAGCCGUCUUUGAUGGUUUUGUCCAAAGUUGCAAAGAUCACUUCCAAGAGGAAUACAACGCCCUUUCUCCAGAAGAUCAAUCAUCAAUUGGGAAUCCUCAGGAUAUCACUGAUUUUGUCCAAGACAGCAAAACAUUUCUCACACCACCACCAGCCCUGCAGUCUCACCCUAUCUUUGAGACAACCACAUUGUUCAUUAGACAGGUCUUGGAACUGAUGUUAUACCAGUCCCGAAGUGACGGGUCAGAUCAGCCAGUUGAAACAGCAGGCGUCUGCACAGGUGUCUUACCCGCUGCCCUUGCUGCAUCUUACCCAUCCUACCUGUCCCCGCAGUUCGUCCGGGCAGCCGCCCAGUCUUAUCGACUUGCCUUUUGGAUCGGUCUUAGAGUGUCUCAAUUUUGCAGCAAAGCAGCUGCUGAUACAUGGCGCGAUCUUCCAUGGGCAUUAAGUAUUUUCGGCUUGCCUGUUGACCAGGUAGAGAGGAUACUCACCCAAUACAUUGACGAGAUGAGCACUACCCCGACUCCUCGGAUCUCUGCAGUCUUUGCUGCCGACAACAUUUCCCUCUCUGGUAGCGGCCCUUCGCUAUCACAGUUCAAGACCAUUGCAGCCUCACAGCAUCCCUCAGCACAUUUCCGAUCACCUCACGUGCAUGGUUACUACCACGGUGGCGCUGAGAGCGUUUGUCUGGUGAACCAAGUACUCCAGGACGUCCAAACAAGAGAGAUUACCUUCCCUACCUGGCAAUGCCUUCAAAUUCCCCUUCGGUCCGUCGCUACCGGACAGUUACUUGAUCCUAUUGCCGCGGCCGCCAGCGGCUCCUCUCUUCUCGAAGUUGUCCUCCAUAGCGUCUUUGUCGAAACUGUCGGAUGGCUAUACACAAUCGGCUCUUUGACCCAAUCACUCAGAGAAGGACUGGACAAGGAUCCAGACACUCAAUACAGGGUCAUCGGCAUGGGUCCUAACGCCAGCUCCUUGGUGAGAGACUUGAGAACGAGCAUGCUAACUUCAAAAGUAAGCAUCAUCGAAUCUUUUGGAGACUUUGCACUCAACAGCCCCCCCGAAUCGUAUGCCAUUGUUGGGUUGUCUGUCAACUACCCAAAGGGAAAUGGCCUGGAUGAAUUUUGGGAGACCCUGGUGAGAGGAGAAUCCACUCUGUCUACUAUUCCUGACAAUCGUUUCGACAUCACCAGCUAUGGAAAUAAGGAUGACGGCAAAGGGAAGCCAAAACCUACACCCAACCAUGGAAACUUUUUGGAUGACGCAUUCAAGUUUGACGCCGCCUACUUCAACAUCUCACCAAGGGAGGCAAAGUGCAUGGACCCCCAACAGCGCCUUCUUCUUCAUGUUGCAGCAGGAGCUUUGGAAGAUGCUGGCUACAGCCCCAACUCCACACCGACCUUCAUCAAGGACAAGUUUGGUGUUUUUGUUGGUGUGGCUACAGGAGACUAUGUUGACAAUCUGAGGGAAGACAUCGAUGUUUACUACAGUCCUGGAACGCUCCGCGCCUUCCUAAGCGGCCGCAUUUCUUAUGCGCUAGGCCUCAAGGGACCAUCGAUAGUGUUCGACACGGCUUGCUCUUCAUCCACGGUCGCACUGCACCACGCGUGCCAGUCUCUCAAGUCAGGGGAGUGCACGGUUGCCCUGGCGGGAGGCAUAAAUGUAAUGUCGAGUCCCUACAUGCACUUGGGGUUGUCUCGUGCACACUUCCUGUCACCCACGGGUCAGUGCAAGCCUUUCGAUGUUUCGGCGGAUGGAUACUGCCGAGCAGAAGGAGCUGGCCUAGUCGUCGUCAAGAAACUCUCGGAUGCUAUUCGUGAAGGGGACCACAUCCACGGCGUUAUUCGUGGAAUGGGUCUCAACCAGUGCGGCACUGCCAAAUCCAUCACCCAUCCAGACGCUGCUACUCAGGCCGAGCUGUUCAACGAAGUCCUCUCUCGCAACCACAUCGACCCAGACAGCAUCUCACUGGUAGAGACUCACGGCACCGGAACACAAGCAGGGGACUUUGCCGAGAUUACGAGUCUACAGUCCACCUUUGGCAUGAGAGCUCCUGAUAACCCCCUGUACAUCUCGAGUGUGAAGGGAAAUAUUGGUCAUGCGGAAGCGGCAUCAGGACUUGCUGGUCUGACCAAGUUGCUGCUUGCCAUGAGGGAGAAGAAGCUGCCACCACAAGCAUCUUUCAAGACACUCAACCCUCGGCUCAAGAGCAUCCGGGAGCACAACAUUGUCAUCCCCACCGUUCUGACCGAUUGGACCACGAGAGACAAGACCCCAAGACGGGCACUCCUCAACAACUUUGGUGCUGCAGGCUCCAAUGCCGUGCUGGUACUUGAGGAAUACACCGGCAACACCCAGAAGCCGGUGAAGGCUGGUCGGAAUAAAGCCGAGAAGGUGUCUAGAUCGUCUCAUAUCCUCAACAUCUCGGCCAAAACUCCGGCUGCACUGGAACAUCUCAGAGAAGAGUACAUCAGCUACAUCAAGACAUACCCCAAUGUCAAGAUAGAGGACCUGUGCUACACAGCCACCGCACGGAAGAGAAAUGAAGGAUACGCCCACAGAAUCUCCGUCCUUGGCUCCAACGUGCAGCAGCUCGAGUCGCAGCUGAGACAGGAAGCGGUCACCCAGGUCGCCAAUCUCAAGGUUGCCGGUCACCGAAAGACGUUGUUUGUGUUUUCUGGUCAGGGUGGCAUCUACGCCGGCAUGGGUGGUGAGCUUCUGCUGACUUCGCCACGAUUCCGAUCUGCAGUGGAGAGAUGUGAUGGAAUUCUUACCGCAAAUGGUUUCCCUGCUGUCUCGUCGUACCUCUUGGACUCGGAGAGCUGGAGAGCAGAACCCAAACCUGUGGUGGAACAAAGCGCCUGUUUUGUUAUCGAGUACGCGCUGGCUCAGAUGUUCAUUCACUGGGGCCUCAAGCCUGAUGCUGUCGUUGGGCACAGUAUCGGAGAAUACGCUGCUCUCGUGACAGCGGGCGCCCUGACUCUGGAGGAUGGCCUUUUGUUUGUUGCCAAGCGCGCCAGUUUGAUGACAGCCAAAUGCCCAGCUGCUUCGUCCGGGAUGAUGGCCUGCGCAUUGCCGGCGCGUGAGAUAGAGUUUCUCCUCUCACAACACGGGUUUCCAGCUCUUAGUGUCGCCUGCGAGAACAGCCCAAAAGAUUCUGUGGUUGCUGGGUCUCUCGAUGAACUCACCAGAUUCGGUGAGCUUGCAAGGGCCAACAAAAUCAAGAAUAAGUUGCUCGAGGUGGCCUACGGCUUUCAUUCUCCUGCCAUGGACCCCAUUUUGGAGGAGAUUGAAGCACAUGCCGCGACUCUACGCCCCUGUCUGAGAGCAGAAGGUGCCGUCGACGUUGGCUUGAGCACUUAUGGCAGACUCUUGGAGGCAGGGGAGCAGAUCACAUCUGCUUAUUUUGCCAAGCAGACCAGGGGUACAGUGCAGUUCUCUCAGGUCGCACAGAAACUGGCGACAAAGCUGAAUGGUAACAACGUGACGGUCCUUGAAGCCGGGUCAUCUCCCAUCACGCUCCCCAUGGUGAAGGCAGCCUUCGACCCAAGCACGUCCCUUCUCCUUCCUUCUCUGCGUCCAAAGGAUAAGCCAUGGGUGGCACUGUGCACCAUGUUGCGAACGCUCUUUCUCCACGGUGUGCCUGUUAAAUGGAGAGAGGUAUACGACACUUCUAGCAGGAUGCUGUACCCCUUCCCACAGUAUCCGCUCUAUGGCGCCGAGUUUCUCAUUCCGUUUCGAGAGCUUAAGAAUGAAGUCGAGCUGGAGGGCUCUCUCCCGGCUUCACCAGAGCCCUUGUUCGAGUUUCUCACUUCUAGGGGGUCAUCGCCCCCAGACAAGCCAGAAGUCACGUCGUUUUCAACGCCAGUCAAGCAGUUGGCGCCAUUCAUCAAGGCCCACGCAGUAGGAAACACUCCUUUGUGUCCCGCCUCGGUCUUCAUGGAGUAUGCGCUAGAGGGUGCUGUGGUGACGGACGAUUCCCUUGCCAAAGCAACCAUAGCUAUGGAGGAUAUCACUUUCGACAAGCCUCUUGUAUACGACGACAACUCGCCACCUUCGGACCUGCAGCUGCAGCUAGAUCGCUCUCAGCAAGAGGGACAGAUUUUCAGUUUCAUGAGCGGAGCAAACCAUGUUCACUGCUCUGGCACCCUUCGGCAAGCUUCGACCAAGUUUGUUUCGACCAUCUUCUCACGCAAGGAAGCUUUUGUGAGACGUCAGAAAAUGACUUCGUUCGAGUUUGGCGGCCGAGAGAAUGCUAACUCCUUUUCCUCGCGUACCAUCUACGAGCUCAUCUUCCCGCGUGUCGUCGCCUAUUCAGAGCCUUUCCUCACUUUGGACCGCCUUACGGUGAGCUCUACGGGUUUGGAAGGCUUUGGGCAGUUCCGCGUGAGUGGCCUAUCACUCCAGGGCAGCUUUGUCUGUGCGCCCGCCUUCAUCGAUACCAUGCUCCACGCCGCUGGGUUUAUCGCCAACAUCAAGGUCAAUGACCAAACGGCAUGCAUCUGCACAAAGGUUGACCUGGCCAUCUUACCAGAAGACAGCAACGAUGUGUACGAGCGGGACCUGGACAUUUACUGCAGUCUUGUGGACUUGGAUGAUGCCAUUGUGGCAGAUGCCUACGUGAUGACAGAAGAUGGCAAGGUGGUGAGUUGCGUGGAGGGCAUGUCGUUCCGAAAGAUCAACAAGGCUGGCUUCAAAGCAAGCCUGGCGAGGGCGGCAGGCAAGUCUGUUCCUGCAACGUCCAAGCGGGUAGCUGCUCCAGUUCCGGCCAAGAGAGCUCCUGGUCAGAAGCAGGAGCAUGCUGCACGAGUUGAGCAGACACAGCAGUCGCCCGACAUUGAACAGACCGUUAUGGCAAUGAUCAAAGAAGUCUGUGGGGCUGGCGAUGACACCCGGAUGAGUACUACUCUUUCGGAGAUGGGCGUUGACAGUCUCCUGUUCAUCGAGCUGGCCGACGCCAUCAGGCGUCAGCUUCCCUCUCUCCAAAUCUCAACACAUGAACUCGAGGCUUGCAAUGCAGUCGGAGAUCUGAUGAACGUCAUCAAGAAGGCUUCUGCCUCCGGUAUCACGACGACGCACUCCUCGCCCUCCGUGUCCGAAGAUGGCAGGGCGACCUUCUCUGACGCCUCCACGAGUUCCAUCUCUACGCCUGUCACACCUCCUGAUGGCGAAGAGACCAGCAUCAAAGAUCUCUUGGAAGAUAUCUGCGGACUGGAUAUCGCGGGAGUGGACAAGACAGCCCCACUGUCUACUCUCGGGAUUGACUCGUUGCUCUCUAUUGAACUGCAAGAGGAACUGCAAUCCCGUCUUGGUCUUACCAUCGACAACGGCCAUGAAGGCAUAUCCGAGCUGAGAGUUGUCGACUUGGAGGUGCUGUAUGCCAAGAAGCUUGCAUCUCAUCGUAGCCAGGGGCAGCUUCAGGGAUUGGGUAUCCGGCACACCACCGGGACCACCCCACCCCCCCAUGCUUCCCAACGUGGUUUGGAGUCGGCCAAUGACAGUGACUUCCCCACUCAACUGCAGACACAACAGUCGGAUUCUCCCAAAGCCCCGUUGUACCUGUUCCAUGAUGGCAGCGGGUUGAGUAGCAUGUACCGCCACCUCGACAGUCUGAACCGCAACAUCUACGGGAUUUACAGUAUCGACGGCUCAUAUCCUGCAGAGAAACAGGCAAAGACAAUACAAGAGCUCGCAACGCUCUACAUAGACAAGGCAAAGCUGUCAAGGCAGCCCGAGAUCCUCCUCGGUGGCUGGUCCUUUGGCGGUGUGCUCGCCUUCGAAGUCUCCCGACAACUUCGCGCCCACCACCCCAACGUCACCGUCAAAGGUGUCAUCCUGAUCGACUCCCCCCUGCCGAUCAAUCACGACCCUCUUCCUCAACAAGUCAUUUGGCACGUUGUAGGCAGCAAAGGACGAGACUCUCCCCUGCGAAAGCAGAUCCAAGCGCAGUUCUCACGCCAUGCUGGCAUGUUGGAACGGUACAGUCGGCAGCAACUUGAAGACAUCAAGGGAGGAGGCGUGCCCUGCGCCAUGCUCUUCUGCACCAAGACCAUGAACACCGAGCGGGCAUGCGGGGUAACGUAUCCCUGGUUGAGUGAUGGUGAGUACCGGUCCAAGGCGGUCGAGAGGUGGGAGACGGUCGUCGGGAGAAGAUUGUUGGCUUUGGACCUGGACUGUAAUCACUUUGAGGUUUUUGAGGAUGGAAAUAUUGCUGAAGUAUCAGAGAAGCUGGGGGGCGCAUGUGCUUUGUUGGAAGGUCGAUCUUGAUUACCUCCUACCAGCUGGUACCAGGAGAGGAUUUUGAGAAUGAUUGUUAAAAAAAGUAGCUUGCCAGAGAAAAAGAAGGGAGUUAGCAUCAAGGGUAGCAAUUUCAUAUACAUAGGCACCUCAUAUUCAAUGUCAGACGAGUAUAACCCUGUAUGUAAGACUGCACAUGGUUUCAAGUCCAACUAGUACAACGUGUAGGCGAACUAUUAGGUGCGAGAAGCCCGUGCCACUGCAUUGUGACUCUUGAGUACCUACACGCGUCUGUAAGCGGAUAUUCUAGCGAUGUGAGGACG